Messenger RNA from Polyodon spathula (Mississippi paddlefish), 2209 nucleotides. Its product is annotated as neuronal pentraxin-1-like. Bases 51 to 1346 code for a protein of 431 amino acids. The record is from RefSeq and is a predicted model, not a curated record. The transcript is spliced from 5 exons. NCBI's taxonomy places the organism in Eukaryota, Metazoa, Chordata, Actinopteri, Acipenseriformes, Polyodontidae.
CACACACACACACGCACACACACACACACACACACACACACACACACACAAUGCGAACCAUGAUAUCGGGGGUCUGUUGGAAACUUUUUCUUCUGACUUUCUUCCUCCUGGAUCUUGGGUCGUCCCAAGAUUUCGGCCAGGCCCGAUUUAUUUGUACCUCUGUGCCGACGGAUAUGGACAUGUGUGCUGCUACCAUGCAGAACAGCGGGCCGGCGGAGGACCAGAAGACCACGGUCCUGCAGCUGAGGGAAACGGUCCUGCAGCAGAAGGAGACUAUCAUGAACCAAAAAGAUACGAUUCGGGAGCUGACAGCCAAGCUGAGCCGAUGCGAGAGUCAGAGUAUAACAGACCCGGGCGAGACCAGACCCGGUUCGAGGAGAAAAGAGACGGGCAAGAACACCAUGGGUGACGUAUCGAGGACUGCAGCGGAUACGUUAAACCAACUGGGUCAAACUUUACAGUCACUCAAACAGAGGCUAGAAAACCUGGAGCAAUUAAGCAGGAACAAUAAUUCAGCCCAAGCUAACAACCUGAAAGAUCUACUCCAGAAUAAAAUCGAGGACCUGGAGAAGCAGGUGCUGUCCCGUGUGAACGGCAUGGAGGAAAGCAAGCCCGGGCUGAAGAAUGAGACGGAGCAGAGAGUCAAGGUGGAAUCCACGCUCACAUCCCUGCACCACAGGAUCAGCGACCUGGAGAAGGGUCAGAAAGAAAACCGCCCCGCAGAUAAGUUCCAGCUGACCUUCCUCCUGAGGACUAACUACAUGUAUGCGAAGGUGAAGAAGAGCCUGCCCGAGAUGUACUCCUUCUCAGUGUGCAUGUGGCUCAAAUCCAGCGCCUCCCCCGGCUUGGGCACACCCCUCUCCUACGCAGUCCCGGGGCAAGCCAACGAGUUAGUGCUGAUCGAGUGGGGAGACAACCCGAUGGAGAUAGUCAUCAACGACAAGGUAGCAACGUUGCCAUUUGUGAUUAAAGAUGGGAAGUGGCAUCACAUCUGCAUCACCUGGACCACACGCGACGGCGUGUGGGAGGCGUUCCAGGAUGGCGUGCUGAGGGGCAACGGGGAGAACCUGGCCCCCUAUCAUCCAAUCAAACCACAGGGAGUCCUAGUGCUAGGUCAAGAACAGGACACGCUGAGCGGAGGGUUCGACGCCACACAAGCGUUCGUGGGCGAGCUGGCUAACGUCAAUAUCUGGGACAGGAAGCUUUCCUCAGGCGAGAUCUACAACCUGGCCACCUGCAACAGCAAAGCCCUGGUGGGGAAUGUCAUCUCCUGGGCCGAGAGCAACAUUGACAUUUAUGGAGGAGCCACCAAGUGGACUUUUGAAGCCUGCCGUCAGAUCAACUGAGCCGCAGCACAAGCAGACAGCAGGACAGCAGCAUCUCUCCUGGCUUGAGUGCCCUCCUUACAUUGUUUUAAAAUCGGGAAUUCAUAUAUAAGUGCAAUUUUUUUUUUUUAUCAUAAGAACAUCACUCCUUAUUUGUCUUGGAAACUUGUGACUAAAGACGACUCCUCCUUUUGAACUGUAAGCAUUUCUGCUGGUGAGUGGAGCUCCGAUCCGAGGGCUCUGUCAACCCUAUUGGAGAAGAAGCUGGGCAGCUACACACCUUAUCUUGGACAGCUACUCAACAGCAAAGCCGGGCUUCUUCCCCUCGUUUCCAGGCAGUGUUGUGUUAGUCAGCCGCGAUCAAUUUCUUUUCCCUGGAACUUGCACUGUGAAUGAAAUGUGAACCAGAAGACGAAAGGUUAAUGUGAGGACUAAGAUAGACUCCAUAUUCAUUUGCUGACUUGCUUAUUUUUUUCUUUUAGCUUUCUUUGUUUAUGCUGUAAUGAAGUUUAAUUGCCAACUGAGUUUAAAGCCUGGGUGCCUUGGGCUGGUAAAAUUCAGCACUGUUGUUUUAAUUUGCAAUUUUUUAUGAUAUAUAUAUAUAUAUAUAUAUAUAUAUAUAUAUAUAUAUAUAUAUAUAUAUAUAUAUAUAUAUAUAUGUAUUUAAAGCAAUGUGUUCAAGGCCAUGGUGUUUGUACUCUGUAUUAGGAAUGCUAUCUACAAAAACAGCAUGAAAGAAAAAUGGUGCAGCAGCAGCAUCACCAGAUCUGCUCUCACUGUCCUCGUGGGGUUGUUUUUUUUUUACUGUAUUGUUAUAUGCUCAAAGCAUGGCAACACUGAAAGACUAUCAAAUUCAAUUUUUGUAAUAAAAUCGUGAUAUAUUA